Messenger RNA from Selaginella moellendorffii, 2315 nucleotides. Its product is annotated as lysM domain receptor-like kinase 4. Lineage: Eukaryota; Viridiplantae; Streptophyta; Lycopodiopsida; Selaginellales; Selaginellaceae. The record is from RefSeq and is a predicted model, not a curated record. Bases 104 to 2293 code for a protein of 729 amino acids. Gene Ontology annotation, biological process: protein phosphorylation. Gene Ontology annotation, molecular function: ATP binding; protein kinase activity. The transcript has a single exon.
AGGGCUAAACAGAGCCCCCUGUUUCUAGGGUUUUGUUGAUUCGAACAGAGAAAAAGAGAAUAACCAUGCCAGAAAUCGACAAGAAUGGCUGAUAUCACACUACAUGGAUCGUUUUGAUCGAAUCGUCCGCGCGGUGGCGGCUCAUUCACCACCAUUUCCUGCGCGUCUCUACUCUCAGAUCCCUCGGCGCGCCCAAACCAGUUCUCCAUUCGAUCCGAUGCUCCUCCUGGCGACGAUGGCGACGAUACUCGCCCCCAGUCCCUCUCCACGGUACGCUCCAUUCCUCCCCCCUCUCCUCCUCCUCGUCGUCAUCACCAUCGCCAAGCUCGCGCUCUCCACCCAAGACUACAACGAGCAAGACCAGCUGGGCUACAAGUGCUCCGCCUCUCCAUUUUUCUCCUCCUGCCCGGCGCAGCUCGUGUUCCUCGCCAAAAAGGGUCGAUCUCUCCAAGAUAUCUCCGACCAAUUCAAGGCACCAGUCCCGGACAUACUCUCCUCGAACCCCCCGGAUUCGAUCAACGCCACCUUCUCGAUCGAUCAGCUCCUGCUCGUGCCAGUCCCCUGUUCUUGCAACUCCACCACCAACAGAUCCUCCGCCACCGUCAGCUACAAAGUCCGCCCCGGCGACAUUUACUUCUCCAUCGCCAACGAUGUCUUCCACUUCCUCACCACCGAUACCGCCAUCGAGGCCUCCAAUCCCGGAAUGAUCCCCACGAAUCUCGUGGUUGGCAGCCAGAUCCAGGUGCCGCUGCGCUGCGCCUGCUCGGAUCGAGUUGGCCUCCACCUCGUCACGUACGUGCUGGGCGACGUUGAUCGAUCGCCCUCGAUCGCGAGCGUGGACGGCGAGCUCGGGGUCGAUGAGAAGGAGCUGCUGGAAGAGAACCGGCUCGAGAACACGAAGCUCCAGCCAGGAACAACGCUGCUGGUUCCCGUGAGAGAUGGUUCCACGCUCAAACUGCCGGCCGUGCCGGCGCCACCGCCACCGCCAGCUGAUGCUCCAGCGAUCCCCCCGAAGCGGGGCUCCGGAUGGAAGUUCUAUCUCGGGAUCACGAGUGCCGCGGUGGGGAUCUUCCUCCUGUUCCUCACUGCCAUCUCCGUGGUCGUGCUCAAGCGGCGCCGCAAGGUGGCGGGGAAGAUGGUGUCCGACACUAUCGUUCUCCCCAGCCAGGAUCACAAGCUCUUGUCGCCGCCGUUCUUCUCGCCCAAGAACUCGUCCACUCGACCCAACGGCGCCAAGCUCAGCAUGCCCGACGUGCUCGACGCGGUGAAGCCGACCUGGUACUCGCUCCAGGAGAUCCGCGACGCCACCGGCGACUUUGAUCCGGCUGCCAGGAUCCCGGGCUCCUCGUCCAUGUACGUGGCUGUUCUUCGCGGGACCAAGGUGGCGAUCAAAAAGGCCGAGGACGGCACCACCAGCACCCGGGUUCUCUGCCGCGUCCACCACGCCAAUCUCAUCGCGCUCGUCGGCGCUUGCCACGACGAGGACACGAACCAGACGUUCCUCGCGUAUGAGUUUGCCGAGAAUGGAUCGCUUCGCAAGUGCCUCGCUGCCGCUCGACGAUCUUCGCUAGAUGGUGGUGAUCCCUCCUCUCGAAAAUCGUCGCCAACUGGUGCUUUCACUGCUGCUCCUCUCGAUCGCGGAGUUAUCCUCGGCUGGAAGAUGAGGCUGGCGAUCGCGCUGGAUGUGGCCAGGGGGCUCGAGUACCUCCACAACUACGCGCGGCCGGGCUUUGUCCACAAAAACAUCCGGAGUAGCAACGUUCUUCUCGACGCAGCGUACCAGGCCAAGAUCUCCAGCUUCCAAAAGGCGAAAGAAUCGGAGAAAUUCCUCGGCCCCAGCGCUCCAACCGAGGAUCUUAGCACCACGAUCGCCAUCGACAGCCAUAGCCAGGGCUACAAGGCCCCGGAGUACCUCCUCCACGGCACCGUCACCACCAAGAUCGACGUCUUCGCGUUUGGCGUCGUGCUGCUGGAGCUCCUGACGGGGUUGGAGCCGAUAAUCCAGCCAUCGGAGCUGCGUUCUUGGAAGAAGAAGGGCCUCCCAUCCGGGAAGAUCAAUCCGGUGUUCCUGUACGAGGCGAUUUACUCCGACUUGGACCGGGAGGCCGAUUCCCUGCUGGAUUGGAUCGAUCCGGCGCUGCUAGAGGCAAGUGACCCUGAUUUCUCGGUCCAGAAUGCCGCGACGCUGGCAUUCCUGGCGAGGACUUGCCUGGAGAUGGAUCCAAAGAAGCGGCCGACGAUGCGGGAUCUCGCGUGGGCGCUCUCGCAAAUGCGAGACUCUCCUCCAGUUUGACCUAAAAUAAGUUUAGGGUUCU